This is a messenger RNA of Linum tenue, 1107 nucleotides long. The record is from the annotation of a GenBank genome assembly. NCBI's taxonomy places the organism in Eukaryota, Viridiplantae, Streptophyta, Magnoliopsida, Malpighiales, Linaceae.
AUGAGCAUCAUCGUCAACAAAAGUUCAAUCUCCGAGUCGUUCAAAACCAACCCGAUCCCAACCACCCAAAUCCUCCCACUCGACCUCCACAACCUCCUCAGCCUCCCCGACUCCCACACGUGGCCUACUUCCCCCGUCCAACCGCCACCGCCGUCCGCCACCAUCCCGGUGGUGGACCUCGGCCGGCCACCGCAUGCAGUCGCGUCGGCGGUGAGGAAGGCCAGCGAUGAAUGGGGAGUGUUCCAGGUCACCAACCACGGGAUUCCGACCACCCUUCUCCGCGAGGCCGAGUUCGAGGCCAGGAGGCUGUUUGCGCUGCCGGCGGAGGAGAAGCUGGCCGUGGUCCGGUCGCCGGACGGGAUCGACGGGUACGGGCUCGCACGGAUUUCGAGGUUUUUUGCCAAGCAAAUGUGGUACGAAGGGUUUACGAUCAUGGGUUCGCCUGUAAGGCAUGCGAGUCACCUCUGGCCGAACGAUUACGCCAAUUUCUGCAACGUUAUGGAAGAGUACCAAGCCCAAAUGAAGGCCCUAUCAGAGAAGCUCCUCGGCAUAAUGUUCAAGUCAUUGGGCCUAGCCCAAGACGACAUCAAGUGGCUCCACUCCAAAACCAAUCACCACCCACCACAGGCCGUCCUCCAACUCAACUCCUACCCGGCCUGCCCCGACCCGGCCCACGCUAUGGGCCUGGCCCCGCACACGGACUCAUCCCUCAUCACUCUCCUCCACCAGAGCAGCAACGCCACCGGCCUCCAAAUCUCCGGCGACGGCGGCAACCUCUGGAUCCCGGUGAACCCGAUCCCAGGCGCGCUCACCGUCAACGUCGGCGACCUGAUGCACAUCGCCACCAACGGGCGGUUCAAGACCGCCCUGCAUCGAGCGGUCGUGAACAGGACACGUCAUCGCGUCUCCAUGGCUUACUUCUACGGCACGCCACAGGAGGUGAAGAUAUCGCCACCAAUGAAGCUGGUCGACGUGGACCAUCCACUGCUCUACCAGCCUGUGACGUGGAAAGAGUACCUUGAUGCGAAAGGCAAGUAUUUCAACAGGGCAUUGGAGUUCAUCAAAUGUGAGGCACUCUUCAUUGCAGAUAGAUGCAGGCAGUUAUGA